AUGACAUUCGUUACUGAAGAUCUUAGCAUCCAACCAGGCGGUCUGCCGACACCCAAGUGUGGGUAUGAUACAGCCCAGAAGCCCUGCGCUACGUUCUUACCCACACCGGUCUCAGAGAAGAGUAGCCGCGGUGUGCUUUCCUUACUAGACCUUGACAAGGUCUCAUGGGUGUCACCAGCAUCGACAGUAUCGACUACGUCGUCUCCGGCAGGGUUCAACGACAUGUGGGAUUUACCCGAGACGCCCACCAAGCGGACGACCAGCGCUUCUACACGAAGUAUCCUGACGCCUUUCACACCUGCAACACCCCCUGAUUCUUCUAAGAAGCAGCUUUUCACCCCAAUCUCCAAGCCUAUUUUCGGCGUUGGAGUGCCUCCAGCGAUUCCCAAGCCCUUUUUCCAGGAAAAGGAGACAGCGGCACAGGAUGACCCUUUCCAACCGAAGUUGUUCCGAGGCGUCACGUUGGUGCUUGAAAAGAUCUCCAAGGCAAACGUCGCAGCUGCUACCGUCAAAUUCAACAGCAACCCCACGUUCGUGUUCACGCAGAAUAAGACAGCCUCCACACAAAUCGCUUCAGCUAUACAUACCGCUGUUCACAAAGCGACAAGCAGCGUUGAAUCGCCCCGAGGCCAUAUAAAUCCACCUGUGAAGAGCAAAUUCGCCAAGCUACUGGAACAACUCAUACCACACGAUCUCCAUUCGAGGCUCGCCAGCGCUCCAGGCUGCUGCGCCGCAUCUCUCGUAAAGAGCCCCUCUCAACGACGCAGUUACAUGGCAAAGCCUCAGGGAUCGCGUCGUGAUGUUGUUGGCGCUGUGAAGGAUCUAGCGAAGUUUAAUAGACAAGAAGACUACCGGCGUAUGCUCCACCGUGUCAAGACGAUCGUGCAGUCAGUCAUGUGCAAGACGCAUCAAGGCACGGCGUUGAACGAGAUUGAGGGUGGAUCCAGGAUAUCGCAACUGCGCAACAAGCUUGAAGGCAGGGUACACAUGACGAAACAAGAUCAAUCGACUUUUACGCGAUGGGUCAACACGAUCAGUCACCUUGAAGCAUCUACAAAUCAUGCUGCGCGACCCGCGACCACUGUCAUAACAUUUAAGCCAGCUACACAAGUCAAGCGGGCAACAAAGCCCAAGUUCAGAGUGUCAACCACUGAGGCAACUGUCCGCUUCUCUUUCUCGUGCUCAUCGGGCUUCACACCUUAUCAACCAAAGAAAGUCCGGGAGCUCUCCGUGUUCUCUGCACUUUACGAAAGAGCCGCUUUUCCAUUGGGUGCCAAAGACCUGACUCCGGGUCAUGUUUACCUCUUCUGGGACAAGGCGUAUUUCGGCAUCGUCAAGAUCGGGUACACCAACGAUCUGGCUACGCGGCUCAAAGACUGGAACACAAAGUGCAAGCGCAAGCACGACUAUCACUCCCGUAUGGAGAGUCAGGUGGUGAUGCCGCAUGUUCAUCGCGUCGAGCAGCUUAUACACACUGAGCUGAAGGAGUGUAGACUGCGAAGACAGUGUGAAGGCUGCGGUAGGCUGCAUGAAGAAUGGUUUGAAGCCAGUCAAGCGCAUGUAGUCAAGGUUAUGAAAAAGUGGCGGGAGUGGAUUCUGCAAGAGCCUUAUGUGCGGGACGAAGAGUCGGGGGAGUGGGUCCUCAAGCCUGAGAUGUUUGCUUCGCUCGAGCAGAUGUGUGAGCCUCUAACCCAGGAUGCGGCUACCCACACGCCGGGGAGGAAGAGUGCAGGCAUGCAACGCGGCUCACAGAAGAGGAAGAGCCCUCGGCGAACAAUGUAA
This is a messenger RNA of Alternaria ethzedia, 1782 nucleotides long. RefSeq lists its product as uncharacterized. Bases 1 to 1782 code for a protein of 593 amino acids. The record is from RefSeq and is a predicted model, not a curated record. NCBI's taxonomy places the organism in Eukaryota, Fungi, Ascomycota, Dothideomycetes, Pleosporales, Pleosporaceae. The transcript has 2 exons.